GGAAGUCACCUGUCAGCUGUGACCAGCCAUGGCUGCAGUAGGACACAACACGAUGGAGAGAAGUUGAGAUUCAAAGUGUUUAUCUGUUAUAACACAUGGCAGCAGGGGAGGCUGGAGGUCGGGCUCCGGUCUGCCUGUGUGUCCUGUGCGGGCUGCCCGCCGCUGGGAAGUCCUCCCUGGGCCUCACGGUCCUCAGCACCGCUGCUCAGCUCGGAUGGAGAGCCACCGUGGUGCCGUAUGAUGACCUGAUCCCCGGGCAGGCCUUUCACCCCAGACUGGAAGAGGAGGAGGACGGAGCGAUGCACACUGAUUGGAAGUCACACAGACAGGCAGUGCUGCAGUGCAUUGAGCUGUUCUUGAAGACGCCUGACAUGUCGGCAGAGCUGCUGAGCGGCCGACAGAUCAACACUGCUGCCUGGGAGCAAUGCGUCCGUGUGCUGCGGCAGCCUGAAGGACCUGUGGACCCCUCUCAGGCCGACCGGGCACCACUUCUCUUUCUGCUGGAUGAUAACUUCUACUAUCAGAGCAUGAGAUACGAAGUGUUUCAACUUGCAAGAAAGUACUCACUGGGGUUCUGCCAGGUGUAUCUUCACUGUGAUGUGGAGUCCUGCAUCAGCAGAAACCAGUGCCGGCCUGAACCCGUUCCCACCGAGGUGAUUCUGGAGAUGGGAAAGCGUCUGGAGCCCCCGAAUCCACAGAAGAACUCGUGGGAGACGCAAAGCAUUUCGAUCGACACCACAGAUAAUUUGUCUAACCUUGACAUCCAGAGGGUGACAGACUUGAUCUCCUCUGCGCUAAGAAACCCGCUGAGCCCGGUAGAGGACAACACUGAACAAAAGGAAGCCGACCGUCUGAGAUGUGCCACAAGUGUGGUUCACCAAGCUGACCAGGCCUGUCGACGCCUCAUCUCCGAAGCCAUGAGGACUGCCAGAGGUCAGACAGGAGAAAAUCAAGUGUCUUCUGAACACAUGAGAUCUUUGGCCUCGCAGCUGAAUGAAUCCAAGGCGACAUUUCUUCGCAGCCUGCGAGAGCAGCUGCUGCAGGACCCGUCUUUCUCUCAGGAGGAGAACAUGGAUGUGGAGCGUGUGGUGAAAAGUGCAGUGGAUGUUUUCGACCAUGAGAAAAAGGAAAUCUUGUUAAAGAUAAUAUAUGACCAUAACUAGAUUUUAUUGGUGCAAGUCACAAGUGGAUGUGUGGAUAUGUAAUAGAAUAUAUAUUUAAAUAAAAUGUACUUUUACUUAUCCCUUCUUCUUCGGUUUGUGGAACAUUCGGGAACUAAGUGAAAAAGAAUCUGAAUAAAUGUAUGCAUCCCUUCAAUAAUUUAUUAUGACAUAAAAAAAACUUUCUUCAAAAUCCACAUCAAUCGUCUGCAAACAGGAUAUGAAAUCUUGAUGAGAUAAAAAUUUUAUCUUGUUUGUCAGGACACACACUUAAGAUCAAAAGGGAUAAACAUCCCAUUGAUGAUUCCAAUUUUUUUUUCAUAAUAAGAUUAUAUAAAACGAACAAGUUAAAGUCUUGAGACAUUAAACAAAGAUUUCCAUGAAAUCCGAAACUUGUUUAAAUGUAAAAAAAAAAAAGAGAACCUAACUUCACAUUACAUCUUAAAGUCACAGUGUUACCCUGAAUCUUAACAGUGUCUCAAUAAGGGCUACCAUUUUGUGCAAAAAGAAAUUGCUAAAUACAGAACCACAAAAAUACUCAAAAGACAAUUUAUAAAAACUCAUAGAAAAGAGUUUCAGGGGUAUAAAUAAUAUUUAAAAAAAACACUGUCAAUCUAUCUAAAAUAUUGACCUAUUUGAUAGGUCUACAAUUUAUGAAGUGAGGCAUUAUUAAAUAUCAGAGAAUGAGCAGGAUUUUAAAGAUUAGCUGGACAUAAAGUUAAGUUUUGAAUAGAAAAACAAGUUGAUCAGUUCAUGAGUCUCUAAACAUCCCACUUCAGCUCAUCACAGUAAAAUGUGCCCAGCUCAUUAAACUGAGACAGAAACUUUAGAUUAACAGAUGGUCCUGCAGUGAAUACCUGUGUUCAUUUUUAAAUACUGUUGAUUGUUUUGUUUGUUAAAAUGGAGUUGCCUGUGUAUUUGAGAUUUACUGUGAAGCCCUGGUGACUCUUUGCCAAAUCACAAUGAAACAGGACAGAGGUCAGUUUCCUGACCUCUGUCGUCUGUCGUUGGCUCUGAACUGGACUGCCUCACAACAGUGGCUGAGAGCAGGUCCCUGAGUAGGUUGCGGUCCAUCUUGGACAAUGAGCACCACCCACUUCACAAAACUCUCAUUGGUCAGAGGAGCGUUUUCAGUGGCAGACUCCUGUCAUUGUCAUGCACAUCGGAAAGGCUGAGGAGGUCCUUUGUCCCCAGUGCCAUUCGGCUUCAUAACGCCACACAGAGGGAGAGUGGGGGGGAGAGAUCUUCCCGGCAUGAAAUUACAAUAUCCGUGGCACCUAUUGCAAUUCUGUCCGUCCUGGGAGAGGGAUCCCUCACAUGUGGCUCUCUCUGAGGUUUCUACGUAUUUUUACCUGUUAAAGGGUUUUUUCGUAGUUUUUCCUUACUCUUGUUACCCUGUUAUAGCCCAUGAGAAGAAUUGUAACUUGUGAAUAUGGGCUAUUCAGGUAAAAUUUGAUUGAUUGAUAUUCCUAUAUAUUUAUAUAUAUAUAUAUAUAUAUAUUUAUAUAUAUAUAUAUUUAUAUAUAUAUAUAUAUAUAUUUCUGCUGUUUUUAUAAUAUAUAUACACAGUUUAUAUUUUGUUGUAUUAACCACUCCAGCACAAAAUCACUUUAAAUACUGGACACUGACACAAUCACAUCAUUGCCUUCCAUACCUGUAUCUGUAUAUAUGCUCUCCGUAUGUGAUAUAUGUGAUUUAUGUGUAUAUGUCAGUGAUGUGGUAAGUGUACAAGCUACUGGAUGAUCUGAAUUUCCCUCGGGAUUAAUAAAGUAUCCAUCUAUCAUCUA
Molecule: messenger RNA, 2947 nt
Organism: Platichthys flesus (European flounder)
Lineage: Eukaryota; Metazoa; Chordata; Actinopteri; Pleuronectiformes; Pleuronectidae
Gene: pstk
Product: L-seryl-tRNA(Sec) kinase
Exons: 6
Coding region: 96-1163 (355 amino acids)
Molecular function (GO): tRNA binding; kinase activity
Source: RefSeq, a predicted model, not a curated record